Messenger RNA from Pseudomassariella vexata, 5238 nucleotides. RefSeq lists its product as uncharacterized. Lineage: Eukaryota; Fungi; Ascomycota; Sordariomycetes; Amphisphaeriales; Pseudomassariaceae. Bases 1 to 5238 code for a protein of 1745 amino acids. The record is from RefSeq and is a predicted model, not a curated record. The transcript has a single exon.
AUGGUGCUGCCCGCACGUCGCAGCGAAGAGAAAGAAAGACACGGAUCACCGCAGCAGCAGCAACAACAUUCGAGCGCAAGUGCGCAAAAGCGGCCCAUUAUAGCCCAGCAGCACUCGGGAACCGCCACCUCUUCCACCAAGGUCCGCAACUCCUCCCGUCCCAAUACGCCUCCAUCGGCGUUGAAGGGUACCGCUUCGCCCCCCAACUUUCCGCAACCGCUCUUGGCCGACGUAUCCCUGUAUACCAAUGCAUACUCGAGUUUUGAGAGCGAGGGCACCACCCUCGAGGAGCUCGCUCACCUGGUGCGCCUGUCCAAGUACCAGGAGCGCAAGCGCGCCAACACCAGGAUACGACUCCAGCGGAGUCUGGUGGCAACUGCACUCUCGGCGCGUCUGACUCGCUGCGGCGAGAUAACCCAGAGGAAUCUAGCUGAAUGUUUCCGCAACGAGGAUAAGAAGGCUUUCUCCAACCUAUUCAGCGCCAUCCACGAUGUCAGAAACAGCUGCGAUGCGACGCGCAGAUUUGCGCUUUUGGAGCCGGAUAUGGAUGCUCUUCAGUCCCCAGGAAUGACGUCCUCAGAAGGCUUGGAAACUCCUACCAGCGUGGCUGGAAGCAUAUCUCCCAACAGCUCGGUUGCGCCGUUCCUGAAUGACAUCUCUGCCUCGGCCAGGGAGGCCUUCUUGAACUUCCUAACCCAGCUGCGAACCAAUCCAGACUAUUUGGCCACACGGUUGUGUUCUCUGAACAGCCUGGAGCUCCAGGCUCUCACCACUUUUCACCAUGGAUUGGAUCCGAUCGAGUCUGUGUUGCCUUAUUUCAGCAGCCGCCCCAGUGGGCGUGGUGGUCAUGGCAGCAGUGCCAAUAGGAAUCCUGGGCACACCCCCAAUGCUAUCGAGCGGCUUCUCUCUUUCCAAAGACACGACCCGCUGUCGGCCCUCAUAUAUACCUGUUUCGCCAAUUCGGCUGGGCCGGACAGCGCCGAGGACAGGAGAAGAACGGACAUCUGGGCCAACGCCUGUGCCCGGCUGAUCUCAGAAGCUAAGUCCAAUUCCGCCCGUGAGCCCAUCUUGACCUCCGUUCUCAAUGUCUGGUCGUCCAUGCGUGAUUGGUCUGGCCGCUCCAACAUGGAGUGGUUCCUCAUGAAGAUCUUGGAGGACGGAGCUUUCUUGCUCGACCGAGCAGAGGACCAAAACGGGACCAGGUUCAACAUCUCGGAAUGGACUCACAAGGAUAACGUGGCGGCCGACGAGUUUUACGACCGGGCCAUCAAUGAGCUUUUCGAAAUCAUCGACGACGAAGACGCCACUGGCAUCCCCGAAGGUUUGGUCGAGCUGGGUAAUGAAAUCCUCCGGCGGCUUGACAGCGGGUUUGUUGAGAGCACCAAACGAUGGUUCGUUUGCAAGUGGCUCUUUUCUCAUUGGUUGAUCGCCGUCGUCGUUCAUCCGGAAAGCUACGGCAUGAUGUCGGAAUACCACAUCACCGAGUACGGACGACAGAAGAUUCUCAAACAAGUUGCGCAGAGAGCGCAGCAGCUGGUUAUUGACAUGACCUGGAACACGCCCAAGAAGCCGGUUUCUACCCCUCCCAAGGUGAAAGGCCACAUUGAGAACAUUUUGGGACGUUUCAAACCCUCCAGAGCCCAGAAAACGACGAGGCUACUACCGGCCCGUUCCAUUACGUCCUUGCGGGAAACUGUAGAAGUUCAUCCGUACUUGGUCAUCAGCCCGGCUGACCUGCUUACCCUGGUUAAUGCUUUGUUUCCCGAAAGAAGGCCACAAUCGGCCCAUUCGGGCAGCAUUCGCUCUGGAGCGCCUUCAAUAUCAGGCUUUUCCACAGCAUCCCAACCUAUCUCGGUUGGCACCUCACGGAGCAACUUUGACACGGCAUCUGUGAUUAGCAUGAGUGCGUCUUCCGUCAUGAGUGACGCGACAACCUCGCGCGAGCCCCUUUUGGAGGAUCAAGUUCCGGGUACGCCGCAACGCUACUCCCCUCCAGUCCAUGACGCCGCGAGCCAGAAGCAUCUGAGCAACUAUGAGGAGGAUGGAUACCGACUCCGACUUGCCAUGCAUGAAAUGGUCCAGAUCCUCGGCGCUGAUGUUGUCUCUGGCUCCUGCCAUCCAUGCGCGGAGCGAUGGGCCGUGCUCUUCAUUUCUGCAAACGGGAACAGUCUUUCUAUGCAAAUGACGUACGAUCCAGACGACGACCCGGACGAGGAAAACUCGUCUACCACAAGUGACACCGAGGAUGAUGAUCCGGAGGAUAGACCAGAGCUUGACAAGGAUUAUCACCAGCUGCGCGACUCGAUCCUAAAGCUCGUGGAAGAUUUCGAAAUUCCGCGGGGCCUUGAAGAUGAUGGGGCGAAGACGACCUUUAGCAACCGAGCCUCAGGCCUCAAGAAGUACAAGUCUAAGAGCAAGAUCAUCACAACUGAAUCAUCCAUGGCCAGUCGCAAUCCAUACAGGAGGCGUGACGAGGAAGACAGGGCAUCCAAGCAAAGAAUGGGGUCUCCAGCGAGGCAAUCUGCCAUGGGCAAAGGCUCGGAGGGGUCCGAGCCUCCAUCGGUACUUAUGGCCAUGCUGGAAGCGGCUUCGUCGCAGUCGAGGGUGCAGGCGGAUUUUGUGUCUGCUCACCUAUACUGGAAAACACUACAACAACUCAAUGCUCUGGCUUCUCCUUCUCUGCGGAAGAACGGGUUCGCGACCCUCCUCAACAUCUUUUCUCGGGGGCCUCGAGACUCGAUCCGUCGGUCCGCGUCUGCUAUUGAAGAAUACGAUGCAUGGCUGGUGUGGCUCAAGCAGAGCCAAGAGCGCCAUGAGGGUCUGAUCGAGUCCAUGAUGAAGCGGCUCCGGGCUAUCAGAGACAAGAUGUGGUAUGUGACUGACGUGCACAACUCGGCGCCCUAUGAGCACACGCGAAGCAUCUGCAGCGCUUUGAAGAUUAUGGGCGUUCCCAGGCGGUGGGGCACAUUCCAGCGUACACGUGCGCAGCUAUCUCGUGGUCCUGCUGCCAACUACCUGUACAAGAACGAGUCGCAAAUGCUGGAUCUACUAGCGGCCAGCGAAGAACAAGGUGGCCCCAACAAACUCAGCGACGACCAGGCAGAAAAGACAGCGAAAUGGCUGGAGCAGUUAGGCGUUGAGAACUUCUGCAAGGGCGAGGAGCGAAUCCACCGCUUCUGCUGCGAGGUGGAAAGCUGCAUUGGUAAACUCGUUGGCGAGAGCAUCAUUGACGGGCCGGUGCUCUGGGCAAGCGAGCUGUACUUGCGGGACCGGAAAGCCCUCGAAGGCACAAAACCCACCUCAGCCACAGCCAAGGACAGGGAUAGGGAUAGGGACAGGGACAGGGACAGCUACUGGGGCGGAGAGGACUCCUUCAGCGUGGUUAGCGACCCAGAACGGAGAUAUGCGAUGUCAAUGUCGUCGUCAAGUCGCCCGAACUCGAUCGCCCGAGAUUUCCGCGCGAUGACGACGCACAAUGUCAGCCAGUUAUCGGUUGAUUCGAGGUACAACUUUUCGAGGGCGAGCACGACCAUGUCGGACAUCCUGGACGCCGGUGACUACUUUGGCGUUGCGUCUCCUGUUCAUGCCAUCGACUCGAGCACUACUUUCUGGUCACCUUUCCAGUCCACCAUGCCCUCCACGAGCUCCGUUACUUCUCGUGCUCAGUCGCCCACCACCAGCAUCACCAAUCUUUCAUGUUUCUCGUACCCGCAGCAUCGACAACUUCCACCUCAACCCUCGGGUGGACGGCCGGGGACUUCGACAUCUUCCAACGAGACCAUCCACCUUCAACGUCUUUCGGAAGAGAAGCAGCGUUUCCUCGAUGAGCUCAGGCAAACGCUGACAAGUCUGCUGCUCUCUGACCUCGGUAAUCACGUCUUCUCGGGCGGUUCCGAGACGGAUGCUUGGUUCAAGGACUUGGGUCAGGACUGUAUCGAUCGUCGGGAGGCGCAUGAACGCCAGGCACGGCGGUUGGUUGUGAAGAAAGACCGGACCAGAACAAGCAAGAGUUCUACGAGACACCGAGUGAUUGAAAAGAAGAAGAGUUUUGGCAAUCUGCGUGGAGCCGGCGAGUCUGUGGACGCCGAACACUUGGAAUCGCAGGCGGCGCAGAGCAACGAUAGCUCGGCGACAACAAGCGACAACAUCCCAGCGCGCAGCCGGCAGUCGAGCAAGGAUGAGCCACCAGAAUUUCCAUACAAGAAGGCGUACCAAAGACUGCUGCGCAUGUUCUGCGUACAUCCAAACCCGCACAUGAAGAUGAACGCCCUCUUCGAACUAAAACACCUCAUUGUGGCAUCACUUUCGUCUGGUGGCCGCAGGUCUAGGUGGAGCCUCCGUAACCAGCUUUCACCGCACGAGGAUGACAGCACCGGCGCUGGCAAUAUGAACGCUCUGGACCAAACGGUGGACAGCGUCAAGGAACGCAGGUCACACGCCUUCCAAGCUCCACUUUUGGCUCCCCCAUCGCGCUCGGCAGCGAAUGCCGAUGCGCGCUCCAUGGUGUCGGUGAACCCGGCCAACACGGAUGCCAUCGUCAACAUCCUGCAAACUCUCUUCCGCGAUGCUGGCAUCCGACCCAAGACGCUGUUCCGCGACCUCCAAUUCAUCGCUUCGUUCGUGCCUGCCUCUCAACUCGACAAGUCAGAAAAGGGCAAGGCCUUCUGGGACGCCGGUCUCGCCGCUCUAUCUCUCAAGCAGGAUGUCUGCCGCACCAUGGUUGAAGUGGCCGAUGAGAUUGUCAAAGUACAUACGCAACCACGGAAGCCGUCAGGUGGUGGCGAAGAAAACCCGGAUUCCCCACUCCGCAGCCCUCCGCCACCCCAGCUGGGCGACGCGGCGCGGAUGUGGACCAUUACGGCUAAGGAGGGCGAUCCCACGGCGCAGCGCGAACUAGCACUCUUCAACCUCAGCAACCCUGAGCUGGUGGAGCGGACAACGCUACCUCUUUCCAAGCCGCGCGAGGUGUUCAAACAGGCCGUCAUGGAGAAAUACGGUGCCAGACCGGGGAGCAGUGCCCGGCACCCUGGUGAACGCCUGAGUCGUUCGGUGACACAACUAUCCCUGGGCAGUGGCGGCGUUGGCCAGGAGGGCACGGGAAGUGGCAAGGAUAGUGAUGUGAGGAAUGAUCCCGCUUUGAUGUGCGUCGCUAUCCAUUGGAUGGAGGCGGCGGAGCAAGGUGGGGAUGAACUGGCCAAGACUUUCUUGAGGCAGAAUGAGAUGAUGGGACUGAGUUGA